This is a messenger RNA of Trichoderma virens Gv29-8, 5324 nucleotides long. RefSeq lists its product as uncharacterized. Gene Ontology annotation, cellular component: Swr1 complex. Bases 1 to 5037 code for a protein of 1678 amino acids. The record is from RefSeq and is a predicted model, not a curated record. NCBI's taxonomy places the organism in Eukaryota, Fungi, Ascomycota, Sordariomycetes, Hypocreales, Hypocreaceae. The transcript has a single exon. Gene Ontology annotation, molecular function: ATP-dependent chromatin remodeler activity; ATP binding; histone binding.
AUGGACGACGUUCGUCUCGACGACAACGAGCGGCCUGCGAAGAGACAGAGGACUCGAAAUGCGACGCCGCCGCCGCCGCCGCUGGCUGCUCGCAAGCUGAAGCCCAUCUCGCCACCGUGGAAGAAGAUCGAGGCGGAUGGCCCAACAUCAUACACUGAGAACGGGCGGCGCAAAUCCGGUCGUAUCAAUUCAUUGCCCAUCCCAGCCGAUCCGCCCAAUCCGAAUCCGAAGCGCAAUACUCGACAUUCCAUGAAUGGAUCGACUGGGAGCACGCCCAAGGAGAGCUCGAUGACUAAUGGCAAAUCAAGCAAGAUGGCAGGAGGCAACGCAUCCAAGCAGAAGCCCUCGGGCAAGGCUACGCCAGCCAGCACCACAGCGUCCGAAUCGAACUCGAGAUAUGGUUCCAGACGAGGUGCUGCUCCAGAGCCUAGGUCAUCCUCACGAAUCACACGUCGACGAACUCCCUCGCCCCCGGCACAGUCCCUCAGACAUUCCACGCGCACGCGAAGAACACGACUCAGCGAUGUGUCUGCUGCAGCCGAACAAGAUGCUGUGGGCAGCUUCACCAAACAUAAUACGUUUGAAAGCUCAGGCAAGUCGCCUCGAGUCAAGUUGAGGGUUGGAUCUCGGCUCGGUGUGAUUCCGUUGGUCCAUCCGGACCAGGUACGCAAACGACCACGCAUCGGGACUGACUUUGACGAUUUUUGGAGUCGGGCUGGAAGCAUUCCGGUAGAAGAUGGCGGCCUCAUGGCUUCUGAGGAUGGGCCACCAUAUACAGAUGAAAUGGCGCAACAUGAUGCACGCAUAAUUCUCCGUAUAGAGGAGGAGGUCGAGCCAGGAGGAAUACUUUCGAUGCAACACUGCUCCCUAUUCGUGCCUGAGGGAGAAGAAGAGCCGCCAAGGCAAUGGGCUCGACAAGAUCAUAUGACAAGAGCCGCAGCCAACUUUCGAAAACUGAUGGUAGUGGAACAACAGCGGCAUCGAUCAACAGCCAAAAAGCUUGCUGAAGCCUGUCGCGAAGAAUGGUUACGACGCCAGCCCAAAUCUGCCGAAGAGAUAGAAUCAGAAGCAAGGGCGUUCUGGUUGGUACGCUAUCGGAUUGUUCUCAAAUCCCUCUCUGGCACUUGGGAAAAUGUUCGCACAGAGGUCAACAGGCGGCGAUUGGCGCAAUGGGAGGCAGAAGAGCAAAAAAGAGUCAAAGCUGCGCUUAACCAGGCCGUCAGUCUAUCAGAACAGAAAUUGCAGGCUCGUCGCGCCGGAGGCAUGGAUUCAGAAUCUCUGUUUGAUGAGGACGAUGGCUUUGAUGAUCUGAGCGACAGCGCUAGCGACGAUAAUGGAGACGAAGACGAGUCUCGUCUCUCUUCAGCAGAGACUGAUGGAAGCAGCGGUGACGGCGAUGAUAGCGACAUGAUGUCUUCGUCCGAAGAUGAAGAUGACGAAGAUCAGAAAGAUGUGGCAGACGAGGGCCUCACACAGGAACAGCUACGAGCGAAAUACGCCAAUAUACCCAAUCUAGAAGCUCCCGAGAAAACAGAGUCAGUUGUUGAGAACACGAGCCAGAGCCCUGGGAAUGCAGGAGAGUCAGACGCCGAGACUAGCGAUGAAUCAGUGGAUAUGGAUGACGACCUAGGAUCAAGUGAUUUUGAUGGGAGCGACGAGUCUGGAGACGAGGCAUCAACGGAUGAAUCGGGGUCUGAGGAGGAGGCCAGUGGUCUGCUGGGACUCUUUUUUGGAAAAUCAGAGCUGAAAGAAAUGAAGAAAAUAGAGGCCAAAGCUGAAAAUCCCGAAAACGACGAGGCGAGCGCUCAGGUCGAUGCGUCCGAGCCGGAAAUCGCACAGCCAGAUUUGGAGAUGGAAGACGAUGACGAUGAUGAAAUGUCGCUCAUCCGCCACCCUGAUUCCAUCUACGGUGACGACGCAGAUGAUAAUGGAGAUGGUGCUAACGAUGUGGCAUCUGCUUUAGAAACCAAGCCGAAUGGCCUGGAGAGCGGAAACCAGCACGAGGAUGAAACUGAAAUACCUACAAUCUCUGCAGACCAUGUCGACGUUGAUUCAGGAAACAUUGAUCAAGACGUAUUGAUGGCAGAUGCUCCGGAGACUGCGGCCAGCGACAUGUCAAAAUCCGAAGAGCUUGCAAGCACGGCAGCUUCAGAGAAAUGUGCUCAUCCUAAGAUAGCAGCAACGAAUGCCCAUUCUGAUACCUCACCAGGCACAUCAUUGCCAACAACCACGGACACCAAAUUGGAAUCGCAGCAACCUGAUGGCGAGAUAUCGCCGCCAAAAGAGUCUCUGCCGGCAGAACCAUCCACCGCCGUUGCUCGAGUCUCAACACCUCAAUCUGCGGCCCAUAAAAUAGAAGUUCCAUUCCUCCUCCGGGGGACACUGCGCGAGUACCAAAGACAAGGCCUCGACUGGCUGGCAGGCCUUUAUGCAAACAACACCAAUGGUAUCCUGGCAGAUGAGAUGGGUCUGGGCAAAACGAUCCAGACCAUUGCGCUGUUAGCACAUCUUGCCUGUCGUCACGAAGUCUGGGGUCCACAUCUGGUCAUCGUGCCCACCAGUGUAAUGCUGAACUGGGAAAUGGAAUUCAAAAAGUGGUGUCCUGGCUUCAAGAUACUCGCCUACUACGGCUCUCAAGAGGAGCGGAAGAGGAAACGUCAAGGCUGGAACAAUGACGACGUUUGGAACGUCUGCGUGACUUCAUAUCAAUUGGUGCUUCAAGAUCAACAGGUGUUUAGGCGACGCCGAUGGCACUAUAUGAUUCUUGAUGAAGCGCAUAAUAUCAAGAACUUCAAAUCACAGAGAUGGCAAACGCUGCUAGGGUUUAACACACACUCGCGUCUUCUCCUUACAGGAACCCCGCUUCAAAAUAACCUGACAGAGCUCUGGUCACUAUUGUUUUUCCUUAUGCCUGCGGAGAACGGCGUCGGGGGAUUUGCAGAUUUACAAGAGUUUCACGAUUGGUUUCGCAAACCAGAGUCACAAAUCUUGGAAAACGGGAGGGACCAAAUGGAUGACGAAGCCAAGGCAAUCAUUGCAAAGCUUCAUAAGGUUCUACGGCCGUACCUUCUCAGACGUCUCAAAGCCGACGUGGAGAAGCAGAUGCCAGCCAAGUACGAACAUGUCGAAUUCUGCCGACUUUCGAAGCGCCAGCGUGAACUGUAUGAUGGCUUCCUAGCACGCAGCGAUACAAGAGAUACGCUGGCAUCCGGUAAUUAUCUCUCCAUCAUCAAUUGUUUGAUGCAGCUGCGCAAAGUCUGCAACCAUCCCGACCUGUUCAUCGACCGCCCCAUCAUGACAUCGUUUCGCAUGAGAAAAUCUGUAGCGGCAGAGUAUCAGGAUACGGUGAGAGUUGUGCAGCGGUCUUUGGUUGCAGAGAGUCCCAUGAGCACUGUCAACUUGGGCUUUCUGAACCUAGUGCCAACUCAGCAUGAGCAUCUAUCUACUAUGAAGGCAGAUAGUGUUGCCCAACUGAGCUCGCAUCGCAUCCUCAUGGAUCUCCGAGAAGCCCAGAAGUGCCGAGCUCAGAACGCCUACACAAACCUUGACCCUGCCACGGUGGAAUCAAAUAUUGCCUACGUCGAGAGUGCUGCCAGGUGGGGCCGCUUCGAAGAACUGCAACACUGUGUUUAUCUCAAUGCGCUUCGUCGGCAGCAAAGGCCGAUAUAUGGGAGCAACGUCAUAAGCAUGUUAAACAUCAACGCCCAUGACCGUCUGCGCAAGCCUCGGCCUCGAGUUCCUCGAAAAAUCAUGGAAUGGUUCGACUCCGAUUCGGCCUUUGUCCAGGCGCUAACUCCGUCCCUCGAACAGAGGGCGGAUAGCCUCAAGACUGCCAUUGAAAAGUUCUCCUGCGUCACGCCGGCGGUGGUGACUCGGGACCUUGACCAGUUCAUUCUGGGUCGAAAGGGUGUCGAGGCGUUUACUGACGAAGAUCUGAAGCUAUCAGCACCGGUGCGAUGGGCCCCUUUCAUGCCCAAGCAGCCCCCUGCAGACCCUUGGCAUGAGGCCCGAAUGCGUCUCACCAUCCAGUUUCCCGACAAGCGUCUUCUUCAGUACGACUGCGGCAAACUUCAAGCACUAGACAAGCUGCUGCGCAAACUACAAGCUGGCGGCCACCGUGCGCUCAUCUUUACCCAGAUGACAAAAGUCCUCGACAUCCUAGAGCAGUUUUUGAACAUUCACGGGCACAAGUACCUUCGACUGGAUGGCGCCACAAAAGUUGAGCAGCGUCAAAUCUUGACGGAUCGGUUCAACCAUGAUUCACGCAUUCUCUGUUUCAUCCUAUCCACUCGAUCAGGAGGUCUGGGCAUCAAUCUUACGGGCGCAGACACAGUCAUCUUUUACGACCAGGACUGGAACCCGGCCAUGGACAAACAGUGCCAGGACCGAUGCCAUCGUAUCGGCCAAACGCGUGAUGUGCACAUCUACCGCCUCGUGAGCGAGCACACUAUCGAGGCGAACAUUCUCCGCAAAGCAUCACAAAAGCAGAUGCUUGACGACGUAGUUAUUCAGGAAGGCGAGUUCAACACGGAUUCUUUCAAUCGCCCCUCGGUCAGAGACAUCCUCGGCGAAAAGGUGGAUUUCAUGAGCGAGGGCGUUGCUGCGGCAGAUGCCGCCCUUGAUCUAGUCCUUGGCGGAUCAGAAAGCAGUAAUGAUCAGCGCCGUGUCGGUCGCGUCUUUGAACAGGCUGAGGACAAGGAGGAUGUGGCCGCCGCACGCGUGGCAGAGAAAGAGAUUCUGGCCGACGAUGCUGAUUUUACGGAAAAGGCCGGCGGAGCUGCCUCGGGUACUUCGACAGCUCGUCAAGGGACGCCGGCAGGCAAGUCCAUCUUUGACGGGGGCAUCGGAAUCCUAGACGGACCGGACGAACCCGGCAUCGACGUUAUUGAGGAGUACAACGCUUGGGGCGGAAGAAUGGGCAAUGUUGAUGACUACAUGCUUUCUAUAAUGACGGAGGAGCUGAAGCAUACGAAACUGGAGUUGCCAAAGGAUAAGAAGAAGGGCAAGAAGAAGGGCAAAGACACGAGAAAACGAUGAUGGCGGGCGCAAUCCGGCUUUUGUUCCCAGCGAGUUUUGCGGUAGGACUCUCUACCAUUGGGUGUAAUCUCAUGAUUGUGUAUAGUACGGUACUAUGGUUUUUGCUGUAAGUUACUAUAGUGUUUGAGGGAGACUUGAUUGUGUGCGUUUAAAAAAAGGGUCAUAUCAUGAUGAGGGGAGUUUGGGACUUUCAAAAGGCGAUAGCAGGUUGAUUACUAGGUUCGUUUAGAUCUGGAGGGCAUGGGCACUGCCAUUGGAAAUGCGCAUAAAUCGAAUAAUCUCCCCUG